AUGCUUACGAGCGAUAUACCUCCAAACCAGAUCAUAUACGUCAAGAAUCUGAACGAGAAAGUCAAGAAGUUGAAGAGAUCUCUUUAUGCCUUGUUCUCGCAGUAUGGGAGGAUAUUGGACAUUGUCGCGUUGAAAACUGCAAAGCUUCGUGGGCAGGCAUGGGUUGCGUUCAGUGAUGUGCCAGCCGCAGGCAAUGCAGUACGACAGAUGCAGAACUUCCCUUUUUAUGACAAGCCUAUCAGGAUCCAAUAUGCUAAAACAGAAUCAGAUUGUAUUGCUAAGGCAGAGGGUACCUAUGACAAGAAAAAGAAGCAAGAGGAGAAAGCUGAGAGAAAGAAACGUGCUGAAGAAGGUCAGCAGACUGCCACUGCUAAUGGUUCCAAAGCCGACACUUAUGGAGUCCCAUCUGCUGCUCCUCGGCCAGGAAAGUCCGGCACACAAGAGGCAGUCACUGAGCCCAAUAACAUUCUGUUCGUUCAAAAUCUACCGCCAGAAACAAAUAGCCUUACGUUGGAAUCGUUUUUCAAAAAGUUUGAUGGCUACAGAGAAGUUCGAAUGAUUGAAGCAAAGCCGGGUAUUGCCUUUGUGGAAUAUGAAAACGAGGCCUCGGCCUUCGCUGCCAUGGAGAGCCUUCAGGCCUUCAGAAUCACCCGCCAUUAUCCAAUGGCCAUCACAUAUGCCAAAAAGUAA
This is a messenger RNA of Striga hermonthica, 690 nucleotides long. The record is from the annotation of a GenBank genome assembly. Lineage: Eukaryota; Viridiplantae; Streptophyta; Magnoliopsida; Lamiales; Orobanchaceae.